UCAGUCAGAGAGCGCUGGAGCACAGAGCGAGCGUUCCCACCACCUUUUCAGUCAUCUGUUCAUUCAGGGAUGCAGCCGCACCAACUGCAGCUAAACGUGUGUGAAGUAAUAAGAUCCUCCGUGUGGCAGAAACAGCAGAAGAAGGAGGAGGAAUGUGAUUGCUCAGCUGCUUCAGUCUGCAAUUAAGGGGCUGGCACCGAGGACGCGACCCUGGGACCCGAUGGCUGAAUAGCCCCCACUGGAAGUCUCCAAAGAGGAAUUGAGCGAUUGCUCUGUUUAUUUGUUUACCACUGUAUGGCACAACACUGUAGUAGAAAAUGUCCUCAUACCCCAAAGGGAUUAGCCUUAAUGGAUCCUCGUUCAUAUAUACCAUGAGAUGAAUCGGGGUGACCCUGGAGAUGCCGAAGAGACGAGACGUUGUUGCCAUUGUACUGAUUGCGUUGCCUUGGAUGCUACUCAUCAGUGUUUGGCACCAAAGCAACAUCACCUCUGUCCUAACUGCUCAAAAAGCUGACACAAUUGGUGGCCGCUCAGAUUCUCGGGCCUUAAAGGAAUCCUCCUCACUGCAGAGCCGUGACAUUGUGCAUGUGGUCCGCACUGAGUACAUUUACAGCCGGCCUCCGCCUUGGUCCCAAAGCCUUCCUACUCUCCACAUCAUCACUCCGACUUACAGCCGCCCAGUGCAGAAAGCUGAGCUGACCCGCCUGGCCAACACUCUUCUCCACGUGUCCAAUCUGCACUGGAUUGUUGUGGAAGACUCUCAGAGGAGGACCACUCUGGUUAGCCAUUUCCUUCAGGAAAAGGGUCUUAACUACACUCACCUCAACAUUUUGACACCAAUGACUUAUAAAUCUAGAGGAGACGGGAGAAACCCCAGAGUACCUCGGGGUACCUUGCAGAGGAACCUGGCCCUGCGGUGGCUACGAGAGACCUUCCCCUUAAACUACAGCCAGCCUGGAGUUGUCUACUUUGCAGACGAUGACAACACAUACAGUCUACAAUUGUUUGAAGAGAUGAGGUCGACUAAAAAGGUAUCUGUGUGGCCUGUGGCAUUUGUGGGUGGCCUACGAUACGAGUCACCCAAAAUAAAUGCCCUAGGCAAGGUGUAUGGCUGGAAAACAGUAUUUGACCCACACCGGCCUUUCGGUAUAGACAUGGCUGGGUUUGCAGUAAACUUGGGCCUCAUUCUGUCCAAACCUCAGGCUUAUUUCAAGCUUCGAGGAGUGAAGGGAGGAUAUCAGGAGAGUAGCUUAUUGAGGGAACUGGUCACUCUGAGUGAAUUGGAGCCUAAAGCCUCAAACUGCACUAAGGUAUUAGUGUGGCACACACGGACAGAGAAGCCUGUGCUAGUAAAUGAGGGCAAGAAAGGAUUUACAGACUCUAAUGUAGAGAUAUGACAUUCUUCAACCGACACAGUCUUACUUAGGUGUAUACCUGUUGUUUCAGGAAAGGAAGCUUCACUGGGAUCUGUCUGGGCUCAAACCACCCUAAGAGCUCUGGUGGCCAAAAACAUUACAAUGGCACCAUAGCUGCACUUAACCUCUGCUGCAUAAAUGGAGGCACUGAGCCAUGUGCAUGUACUGAACUCAACAUAUCAAAGCUCAACUGCACAGGAACUUUGUGGUGUGUUCUGCUGGGCGGAACUGAGUUGACAGAGGAAGGAGUUGCCAAAUGGAACCGGCACAGUAGGAGCUGAAACAAAGGAGGUUACCCGACUUAAACUCCAGAAAGAGAUGAACCCGUGUGCAAUAAAGAACCCUCUCAGCACAGAUGCCACCAGCCAAGCAUCCAAUCACCACUUAAUAGGGCUCUUUUGUUCUGAGGUCAGUGGGCUGUCGGGCACAGGGCUGCACAUAAAACAAGUCCUUGUUUGAAGUAACACAGCACUGACUGGCAGACAGCGCUGAUGGGAUCCAAGCUCUCCCUAUCCCCCCUGUAUUAGUAGUGUACAACACUAGCCUAUUUAGAUAGCACCCUGAACCCCUCACUAAUUAGGAGUUGUAUUUCUGCUCAGCACACAUUCACUUAACCAGCUGACACACACACAUGCACUGAUUUAUUAUUGUCAAACACAAACAACCUUUCACAUUCAUGUAUUAUCAGCACUUCCUGAUGUGCUGCAAGGACUGCAGAGCUGUUCUCCUAUUAAAGAGAUGAUUCUGUUUCGUUAAUCUCUGGACUUUGCAGGUUUGCUAUUUGCUAAUUUAAACGACAAUUUCUUUGUAAAUUUUGUUUCCUGAUUAUUUAUUAUGAACAUGUGGGAAAACUGUGGAAUAUAGAACCCUGACUCCAAGUACUAGAACUGAAAACUCUUAUUAAAUAUUUUAAUUCUUCCCA
Molecule: messenger RNA, 2337 nt
Organism: Xiphophorus maculatus (southern platyfish)
Lineage: Eukaryota; Metazoa; Chordata; Actinopteri; Cyprinodontiformes; Poeciliidae
Product: galactosylgalactosylxylosylprotein 3-beta-glucuronosyltransferase 1-like
Exons: 7
Coding region: 399-1397 (332 amino acids)
Biological process (GO): carbohydrate metabolic process; chondroitin sulfate proteoglycan biosynthetic process
Cellular component (GO): Golgi membrane
Molecular function (GO): galactosylgalactosylxylosylprotein 3-beta-glucuronosyltransferase activity
Source: RefSeq, a predicted model, not a curated record